UGCUUAUGAAUAAAUAAAAUAAAUAAAUAAAUGUUUCAAGUUGUACUAAAAUGAAACUAUAGUGUAUAAAGUGAGUGUUUAGAACUAGUUUUGGUCAUAAAUUUAGUAAAAUGGCAGCCUCGAUGGCAAAACAAGACAAUUACACCAACGAAUACCAAAGACUGAUGAGACUAACCAGCAAUCAGGAAAUUAGACAGCAUUCAUCAGAAUAUGGACUAUCAGAGGACCAAGUCGCAGAGUUCAAAGAGGCCUUCAUGCUUUUCGACAAAGACGAAGACGGAAUGGUGACCAUGGCCGAAUUAGGAGUUGUCAUGAGGUCCUUGGGACAACGUCCGACAGAAACGGAAUUACGUGACAUGGUCAACGAAGUUGACAUCGAUGGAAACGGAACCAUCGAAUUCAACGAAUUUCUGCAAAUGAUGUCCAAGAAAAUGAAAGGGGCCGACGGCGAGGACGAACUUCGAGAAGCCUUCAGGGUUUUCGACAAAAACAACGAUGGCCAAAUCUCGUCAUCGGAGUUACGUCACGUCAUGACGAAUUUAGGAGAACGUCUUUCCGAGGAAGAAGUUGACGAUAUGAUCAGAGAGGCGGAUUUGGACGGAGACGGCAUGGUCAACUAUGAAGAAUUUGUGACCAUCCUGACCUCAAAGAAUUAGUGAUGACAAUAUCGACAAGAUCGACUUUCUACUUCCCAAACUUUUAUUCAUCGAUUUUUAUCACACACAC
Ctenocephalides felis (cat flea) is the source of this 726-nucleotide messenger RNA. RefSeq names its product neo-calmodulin-like. The record is from RefSeq and is a predicted model, not a curated record. Gene Ontology annotation, molecular function: calcium ion binding; enzyme regulator activity. NCBI's taxonomy places the organism in Eukaryota, Metazoa, Arthropoda, Insecta, Siphonaptera, Pulicidae. The transcript is spliced from 6 exons. Bases 111 to 656 code for a protein of 181 amino acids.